AUGUGGCAAAAUUUAUUUCUGCUUUUAAUACUAUGCCCAGAGAGUAUCUGCGAUCCAUCGCCAGCGUGUGACCUGGAGAUCGUACCGGCGUACGAGGAUUACGAAUAUGUUCAGGAUGGAGACAUCAUCAUCGGAGGAGUCUUCACCGUCCACUGCCUCAUGGCCGGGUACACGAUCCCUGAGAAGCCCAAUGUCCAUGCCAUGUUCUGUCUAAAAAAAGCCAUAAAAAGUGUCUUACAGAUUUUAUCCGGACCGGGAAAAACUAUCCCAAACUAUUCUUGCAGAGACCACCAGAAAUUAGCAGGUUUUAUUGGAGACGAGACUUCAACCACAACCCUGCCUAUGGCCCAGAUAUUAUCUGUAUAUAACCACGUGCAAGUCACUUUUGGGUCAAUUGGUGAUCGGCUCGAAAGAGCUUUUUUUCCCUCUCUUUACAGUACAGUUAAUGACUACUUUAUGAUUUAUCGUUAUAUAUCAGAACUUAUCAGAUUUUUUGGAUGGACUUGGGUUGGAAUAAUAACAUCUGCAGAUGAAAGUGGAGAGAGAGCAUCGUUUCUGUUAUUAAGAAUUUUGUCAGAAUUUAAAAUCUGUGUGGCCUUUAUAGCAAAUCAUGGUAUCAGUGUAUCAAAGCCUGAAAGUCGUGCUUUGGAAAGUGUGUAUAACGCCAUUAAAAAAUCAGCGGUAAAAGUGGUCAUACUCUGUGGAACAUAUCAUGAUUUAAUAUUUGAAUCCUCACUGAGAAGAUUAUUCAGGGACAUAACAUUGAUCCUCACUCCCAAUUGGGCCUCAAGUAUUGUUCUUAUAGAAAACUAUCCGGAGAUGUUGAAUUGUAGCUUAUCCUUAAACUUUAGGUCCGAAGCCGAUAAGAAUUUCAAGAAUUUUGUUGAUGGUUUCCAUCCAAUGAUCCGCCCAAAAGACAAGUUACUUGAAAAUCUGUGGAUGACGACACUUUUCUGCUCGUCAGGAAACAAGAAAAAAGAUACUUUGUAUGAAGACAUUUAUCGUAUUUCUCUUCACAAUUGUACGGGUCAGGAACAUUUACCGAACCCCGGAGAUUAUUCAUCUAACUGCACUACAGAUCCCGUGUAUUACGCGGUGGAAUUCUUGGAAAAAAGUCUGCGUCUUCUGUACUCAUCCCAGAAUUAUUCUUCUCUUAAAGGUCAGGCAGACGAUAAGGAAAAAUACAGACACAAGGUGAGCGCAAAUGUGGCCAAAAAUAGGAGAGGCCUUUAUUAG
This is a messenger RNA of Rana temporaria (common frog), 1236 nucleotides long. RefSeq names its product vomeronasal type-2 receptor 1-like. The transcript has 3 exons. NCBI's taxonomy places the organism in Eukaryota, Metazoa, Chordata, Amphibia, Anura, Ranidae. Gene Ontology annotation, biological process: G protein-coupled receptor signaling pathway. Gene Ontology annotation, cellular component: membrane. The record is from RefSeq and is a predicted model, not a curated record. The coding region runs from base 1 to 1236 and encodes 411 amino acids. Gene Ontology annotation, molecular function: G protein-coupled receptor activity.